AUGCCUUCAAUGAAGAGUUCCCUCGCCCUUUUGCUGGCCCAAGCUCUUUUGGCUACUAACCAAGCGAACGGUGCGAUAGUGAAGCGACAGUGCCCGGGAAUUCACGUCUUUGGAGCUCGUGAAACAACAGUAUCGGCAGGAUAUGGCUCUUCCGCCACUGUUGUAAACUUGAUCAUUGCCGCCCACCCCGGAACUACCUCUGAAGCUUUGAACUACCCAGCUUGCGGUGGCCAGGCUUCUUGUGGCGGUGUCCAAUACAAUGCUUCUGUUGUGGCCGGCAUCAAUGCCGCGGUCACGGCCAUUGACAACUUCCACACCUCUUGCCCAGAUACUCAGCUAGUGUUGGUUGGAUACUCGCAGGGUGGCCAAGUCUAUGACGAUGUGGUAUGUGGAGGAGGUGACCCAGGCGAGGGAUACAGCAACACUGCUGUUCCAAUCUCCGCAUCAGCAGCCGCUGCUAUCAAGGCCGUGAUCCUGAUGGGAGAUCCUCGUAACAUUGCCGGACUGCCAUACAACGUUGGAACCUGCAAGGCUGGAGGUUUCGAUGCCCACAAUGCUGGCUUUCAGUGCGCCGCCGCGUCCAAGGUCCAGUCAUACUGUGAUGCCGCAGACCCUUACUGCUGCAACGGAAACGACCCCAACACUCACCAAGGCUACGGCACAGAAUACGGCUCGCAGGCUCUCGCUUUUGUCAACAGCAAGCUCUCCGGCGGCGGCGGCAGUGGCCCGACGUCGACGCCGCCCUCAGGCCCGACCAGCACUGGAAGCUCUCCCACCGCAACUCAGACUCACUACGGACAGUGCGGUGGAAUCGGCUACUCUGGCCCUACUCAGUGUGGUGGCGGCUACACUUGCCAGGUCCUGAACUCUUACUACUCCCAGUGCUUGUAG
Messenger RNA from Trichoderma atroviride IMI 206040, 891 nucleotides. RefSeq lists its product as uncharacterized. The record is from RefSeq and is a predicted model, not a curated record. Gene Ontology annotation, cellular component: extracellular region. NCBI's taxonomy places the organism in Eukaryota, Fungi, Ascomycota, Sordariomycetes, Hypocreales, Hypocreaceae. Gene Ontology annotation, biological process: carbohydrate metabolic process. Gene Ontology annotation, molecular function: hydrolase activity; cellulose binding.